UGACGAUUGAGCUACACUCUCAGUGGACUGAGUACUUUAACAGUUCUACAAAAGCCAGCGAGAUUAAACCACCUGUGCUGGGUUCACGGAAGGAUGCACUCUAAACUGGCUUUAGGGCUAAAUAUUCUUGUGGUCCUCGUGUUCUGUGUGCUCGUUAAUCUCUGCUUUACAGGAGCGCAGAAUACGACAAGUUGCCAUAGCAACAAGGACUGCUCAUCGGAUCUGAAAUGUUCUCGUCGUUGUGAGCGUUGCUCGGGCCGCUGCACCCGGUGCAUCGAGGAGAACAAUUUUUGCAGGCGCAGUUCGGACUGUUGCACCGGAACAGUUUGCCACAGGAGAGGAUUUUGUCAACGCUGCAGUCAAAGGCGUGAACGUUGCGAAGUCGAUCGGGACUGCUGUAGUCGGCGAUGCAGGCGUCACAGAUGUCGUUGACUUGUGCUUCAGGUUAUCAUGUAAUAAGUAGCAGAAAUAUACUGGACAACAUUGCUGAGUGUGUUGAAACUCGAAACAGAACUAAUGAUCAUACAGCAGAACUUACGAGUGCAGUGGGACCAUGUCCUUAGUGCAUUAGGCCCUUGCGAAUAAUUGGACAAUAUUUGUGAUUUUCGGCGGGUUUUUCCUAUAUUGC
Molecule: messenger RNA, 628 nt
Organism: Dicrocoelium dendriticum
Lineage: Eukaryota; Metazoa; Platyhelminthes; Trematoda; Plagiorchiida; Dicrocoeliidae
Source: the annotation of a GenBank genome assembly